This is a messenger RNA of Colius striatus (speckled mousebird), 300 nucleotides long. RefSeq names its product latent-transforming growth factor beta-binding protein 4-like. NCBI's taxonomy places the organism in Eukaryota, Metazoa, Chordata, Aves, Coliiformes, Coliidae. The record is from RefSeq and is a predicted model, not a curated record. Gene Ontology annotation, molecular function: calcium ion binding. Bases 1 to 270 code for a protein of 89 amino acids. The transcript is spliced from 3 exons.
AUGUUCUGCGCCCCCCGGGAGUGUGGGGUGCUCAGUGGGUGCCGCCACGGGCGCUGCGUCCGGCUCCCCGACGGCUUCACCUGCAGCUGCGACCCCGGCUACCGGCUGGACCCGGCGCAGCUCGACUGUGUCGACGUGGACGAGUGUUCGGGCCCCCCCCGCUGCCAGCCCGGCCGCUGCCUCAACACCGCGGGCUCGUUCCGCUGCCUGUGCCCCCCCGGCCUGGCCCCGCCGCUGCCGACGCCCCCCCGCUGCCUCCCCCGCGCCUGAGCCGCCCCCCGCCGUAUUUAUUGUGUAGAU